AUGAUAAAGCACAGGCGGCUCUCAAGACACCGCGUCGAGAAAAUUGAAUCAGAACUUAGGACAACAGUCAAGGUUAAAGCAAAUGCCUCAUUGCGUUCUGGCGAGGGACUUGCAAGCCUUCGGAAAUUUGCUUUCAUAUUCAAUGAACUUAUCCUGACGCGGCAGGAAAUUCAAAAGGAAUUUACAAAGCUUCCUGAUUUUCUGAGGUAUCAGGGCCAACAGAAGUCUGAAAAAUUGCUGUGGAUCUUCAAGGCAUCAAUGAUGCAAGAAAGACAGCCAUCAUCUAAAGAGACUAAAGGUAGACAUAGCUGCACUGCAAGAGACCCGCCUCGCAGACACAGGAACCCUCAAGGAGAAAAACUUUACUUUCUUCUGGCACGGAAAGAGCGCAGAGGACCGAAAAGAAAAACCCUGUUGAAGAUGGUUGAACCCGGAGACAAGGGAUCCAAACGCCUGAUGAUAAUCCGAAGGCUUUGUCACUCUUGUCAGCGCCUACGCUCCCACUCUUACAUCCACAGUAGAAGCAAAGGACGAGUUUUAUGUCAACAUCAGCAACGUCAUCAAGUAAAUACCCCCAAGAAACACGUCAUCAUCCUGGGAGACUUCAAUGCUCGAACUGCGACACUGACCACUCUCUUGUCUGCUGCAAGAUCAGGCUCCAUCCUAAGAAACUCCACAGCUCCAAACAGAAAAGCAAACCUCGCAUCAAUACCACCAGAGAGAGUUGAAGAAUUUAUCAAGUCCCUCCAAGAAGCUCUGUCUGUCGAACACCAGCACUGCUCUGCUUCUGAGAAGUGGGACCACCUCAUUCAGAAAACAGCCUUUGCAACCUUUAGGAAAAAGACCUCAAAGAACAACGACUGGUUUGAUGCCAACUCCAGCUCAGCGCCUCCAUCUAGUCUGCAGAAGCCUCAGGCAACAUCAGAGGAAUAUGACUUUCCUUCAAAAUCCAAAUCGAUCUCCUUCCAGACGUACAACAUCGACGCCCAAGUAGGAGGUUCGUCAGCCUGCGCCACCGCCCUCAUGUGUGGCGUCAAGGCAAACGUCAACACCGUAGGCCUGGACAGCACGGGCAAGUUCGAGGAUUGUAAAUCUUCAUAUACGGCUGGCGUCUCCUCGAUCAUCGACUGGGCGCAGAAACAUGGCAAGAGCACGGGCAUCGUGACCAACACCCGCCUCACCCACGGCACGCCCUCAGCCCUCUACGCCCGCUCACCCUCCAGGUAUUGGGAGGACGACGCCAAGGUCCCGGUGCACGCCCAUGCAACCUGCAAGGACAUCGCGCGGCAGCUGGUCGAGAACGAGCCGGGACGCAAUAUCAAUGUCCUGCUGGGGGGCGGCCGCCGUCACUGGAUCCCCAUGACGGAGUUCGACCGCGAGGAGCGAGACCAGCGAGGCCGAAGGACCGACGGGAGGAACCUUCUAGACGCUUGGGUUCACGACAAGAAAGCCCGAGACCUCAACGCCGAGUACGUGUGGAAUAAGGCGCAGUUCGAGGGCGUGGACGCGCGCCACACGGACUAUCUGCUGGGAAUAUUCGGCUACUCUCACUUGGACUUCGAGGUUGACCGGAACAAAGGGCCUUCAGGUGACCCUUCGCUUAUGGAAAUGACGAUGAAAGCCAUUCAGAUCCUGCGUAAAAAUCCUCAUGGAUAUUUCCUCAUGGUAGAAGCCGGCCGAAUAGACCACGCCCACCACCACAACAACGGGCGGCGGGCGUUAGAGGAGGUGUGUGUGAUGGACGAUGCUAUACAGGCCGCCCUCAACACGACAUCUCCCACAGACACUCUCCUCGUCCUAACAGCUGAUCAUUCGCACGUGUUUACCUUUGGAGGAGACAACACGCCCCGAGGCCAUCCUGUGACGGGGUUUGACAGAAAGCUUAGCGACUUGGACGGAAAACCCUACACUACCCUCUUGUAUGGCAAUGGCCCAGGGUACGCUCAUGCCACGCCCACGGGAAGGCAGGAUCUGACGGGGUUCAACACACAGGAUAUCAACUUCGUGCAACAGGCUGCUGUUCCUAGGAAGUAUGAGACGCACGGCGGCGAGGACGUACCCGUGUACGCGUACGGGCCCGGGGCGCACCUGUUUACGGGCACGAUCGAGCAGACGUAUAUCGCGCAUGCCAUCGCCCACGCCGCCUGCAUCGCCGACGACAACACCCACUGCGAGAAGCCGCCCAGCGACGACGCCUGCGCCGUCGCGCCCAAUCCCGCCCCCGUCCCGACCUCACGCCGCCCAUUCGGCCAGAUCUCGCCCACGGUGGCAGGCCAGAAGCACGCCCGAGACCCA
This is a messenger RNA of Penaeus monodon (black tiger shrimp), 2295 nucleotides long. RefSeq names its product alkaline phosphatase-like. Lineage: Eukaryota; Metazoa; Arthropoda; Malacostraca; Decapoda; Penaeidae. Gene Ontology annotation, biological process: dephosphorylation. The annotation marks the transcript as partial. Gene Ontology annotation, molecular function: alkaline phosphatase activity. The record is from RefSeq and is a predicted model, not a curated record. The transcript is spliced from 13 exons.